AUGGGUCGUAGUUGGUACGAUCCGCGCAAUGAACUCACACGAAGUAUCGCGAGGCCUAUCUUCUGCCACAACGAGAAAUCCAGGCAGAGCUUGCUGGCAUCUCCUCGUGUUCUGCAGCAAGAAAUUGACCUCAGCGUGGUGAAACGAUGGCUGAAGCGCUGCUCCUCAAACCAUGGUGUUGCUUGCCGAAGUACCGGAAAUCCUGUGGACGGACUUAAAGUUAUCAAUUGCCGGAACCUAACUGUUGAAAAAGCGCGGCCAUCUAUACCGUAUGCCGCCCUUAGCUAUGUUUGGGGUGGAGUUGAGUCUGCUCAAGUCUGUACGCCGUCCGAUGAUGCAGUACCUCUCCCCGAAGAUCUACCCAAGACCAUUCGGGAUGCCAUCACAGUCUGCAACGGAGUCCACACACCGUACCUCUGGGUGGAUUCAUUGUGUAUUGAUCAAGGGAAUUCAAAGGAAAUUACCGACCAAAUAAACCAGAUGAGCUCCAUCUACAAGGGAGCUAGGUUUACCAUAGUCGCUGCCACCGGGAAAGACUCGAAUGCAGGCCUUCCAGGGGUGAAUGAUUCUAAGAGGUCCACUCAACCAGUCGCAAAUGUUGGAAAGUUACAGCUUAUAUCGACGAUGCGCCCUCCAAUCUAUGCAAUUCCAGAAUCGAUCUGGGCGUCGCGAGGGUGGACUCUUCAAGAAGCUGUGCUGUCUCAUCGUCGACUCGUAUUCACGGACGAUCAGCUAUAUUUUGAGUGC
This is a messenger RNA of Mytilinidion resinicola, 747 nucleotides long. RefSeq names its product HET-domain-containing protein. The transcript has a single exon. The annotation marks the transcript as partial. The record is from RefSeq and is a predicted model, not a curated record. NCBI's taxonomy places the organism in Eukaryota, Fungi, Ascomycota, Dothideomycetes, Mytilinidiales, Mytilinidiaceae.